GUCAUACAUUGGGGAAAAUGUGAAGGGGGAUGGCAGCCCCGUGCCAUAUCUUUCCAGUGAGAGAACUUCAUUUGUUUUCGUGGCGAUCCAGUCAGAACCGCGCGCUUUUACGCAUUCGGAGAGCUUUCCGCGAACUUUGGAGACGCUAAAAUAAGCCCAGUUGCAAACUAUGGCUGAAGCGCACAGCUUACUUACUGAGGAUCCGUGCAGUCCACAGAGCAGCGGCGGCUCUACGCCCCGGCACGAACCGGACCGGGAGGUCGGAAACUCUCCCGCCGGAUCUGACGCGCUGGCGGCGGCGCGUCCGCACGCUGUAGCGGAGAGCUCCCCGGAGGACGAGCGGUUCCCCGCCUGCAUCCGGGAUGCGGUGUCGCAGGUGCUGAAAGGGUACGACUGGUCGCUGGUGCCCGUGCCGAGUCAGGGGGAGAGGAGUCUGAAGAGCAAACCGCACGUGAAGAGGCCGAUGAACGCCUUCAUGGUGUGGGCGCAGGCGGCGCGGAGGAAACUGGCGGACCAGUACCCGCACCUCCACAACGCGGAGCUGAGCAAGACGCUGGGCAAGCUGUGGAGACUUCUCUCUGAAACAGAAAGGCGGCCAUUUGUUGAGGAGGCUGAAAAGCUGAGACUGCAACACAAGAGAGACUAUCCAGACUAUAAAUACCAACCUCGAAGACGCAAAAGUGCGAAACCGGGCCAAGGGGACGCAAGACCACAACACCAGCACCAGCCCCAGCAGGGCUUUUAUAAGACGGAAGCUGGAUUGACCCGGCUAGGUGGUGCAGAAGAAGCACUCAAGAAUUACAAUUCAGACAGACCAGGUCAACCUCAUGGUCCUCCAACACCCCCGACAACCCCUAAAACUGAGCUGCACACAGGGAACAAGCAUGAUGCCCAUCGUCCUGUUGACAGUAGCUCCGCUAUCCAUUCCAACCGAAACAUCGACUUCAGCAACGUGGACAUUUCAGAGCUUAGCACCGAGGUCAUCGGCACCAUAGAUGGCUUUGAUGUGCACGAGCUGGACCAGUACCUUCCCCCAAACAGCCACAUCACAAUUCUUCCAACCCAGAUGGAACCCGGCAGCCUGAAUGGAUCAUACGUCCCCCAAAGCGCCCAAGCUCACUCCAACAGCUCAGUCAACUGUAUCCUCAAAACCCCUGAAGGGACAUUGGCAGAGGUACCCCAGGAGGACACUGGCCAAAAACCUCAGAUCAAAAUAGAGCAGAUGAGCCCGAGCCAUUGCAGCUCAUCACCUUCCUCUUCUACUUCACCUCCUCUGCCCUCACACCAACCUCAGUACACCUCUCUUAGUUCCUCCUCCUCCGUGUCUCCUCCUAACCCGCCGGACUACACUGACCUUCAGAACGCCAGCCUCUACGGCGCGUUUUCAGGUUACCCCGCCGGCCUGUACCAGUAUCCGUACCUUCACUCAUCUCGCAGGUCUUACACCGCUCCACUCAUCAACAGUCUGGCCUUGGCGCCGCCUCCACGCAGUCCUCCCUCUGUCUGGGAGCAGCCCGUCUACGCGUCUCUCUCCAGGCCUUGACAGGGACUGAAGUCUGCCUUCAGACUCAACCGCAGCUCACAGACAGUAACCAAAAUCUCAUCGUCUGUUUACCGUGAUGUGAAAAACAUCACGGGCCUUUGUUGUCAUGCAGAAAAAAUCUCAAGACUUACAAGUACUUAGAAAUAUGUUUGAAAUUGGACGUCUUGAAAGGGUAAAACAAUAAAAUUCUCCAAACUCAAAAUCAUUUGGCAUUCCAUACCUUUGUAGUUAGCUGAACUUUAAAAAAAUCCUUACAAUCAAGACAUCAGCCACUACCCACCAUGCACUAGGGUUGUUUCAUACCCGCUUUGACAAUCGGCGUUGGCAAUGUGAUGAUGUCUUUCUAAUAAAUAAAAUCUGCCAAAUGGAGGUAGCUCAUAGUUAUAUAAAUGUAUCAAGUCAUAAUCUGUCAUAUUUUAUAAGAGUCAACUGGUUCAAAUGGAGUUUAAAAGUAAAAUACAUACAAAUAGGUGGUCUUAAGUACUGUACAAUGAAAUUAUACAAAAGAUUGAAGUUUUUUAAACACCAUUUCAUAGAAAAAUUCAUGAAAAUAUCUCAGAAAAUGUUGCUAUGCCAUUGUUUAAGUACAGGAAGCAACAAAAUGGGGUGCAAAAUGGGGAGAACAAAUGAAGAGUUUAACCCAGUCCAGGUAGCAGUAGUUUAGGACAGUUUCUUAAACGUACUUGAGCAAGUUGGGAACCUUUGAUGACAUGGCUCCCAAUAAUUCCCACAUCUCUAAUAGUGAAACAUUCAGUACAAGUUGACUUCUUUGCAGGUAUUUUUUUAUUUAUUAUAGGUAUAUUAAAUGUCCAGGUAAUCUACCAUGAAUGUUUUGGACUCUAGAAAGAAACCUAUGCAAUGGGAACUGAACCUGCCGUUGUGAAAACAUUCAAACUCAAAGCAAGUUUGAAUCCGCAAGCUGACUACCGACAGUCCAACAAGAGUCUUUGUAAGCCUGCUGUAAUCUCAUGGUAUAUAUUUUUUAAAAUCAAAUAAAUGUCUUAAUUGCUCUUGUCUUCUGUGCCUUGGUCUUUUGCUUACAAGGUUUCCAGUUUGCACGAAAAAAAUCGUAGAGUUUAUUUUUUUGUAACUUGUACAAUUUGUGAGAUGAUUUAUCUAAUGUGGGACGUCACCUGAAUAAAAUGGUUCUGGUUGAUUGUA
Molecule: messenger RNA, 2704 nt
Organism: Poecilia reticulata (guppy)
Lineage: Eukaryota; Metazoa; Chordata; Actinopteri; Cyprinodontiformes; Poeciliidae
Gene: sox8a
Product: SRY-box transcription factor 8a
Biological process (GO): morphogenesis of an epithelium; neural crest cell development; negative regulation of transcription by RNA polymerase II
Cellular component (GO): nucleus
Molecular function (GO): RNA polymerase II cis-regulatory region sequence-specific DNA binding; DNA-binding transcription factor activity, RNA polymerase II-specific
Source: RefSeq, a predicted model, not a curated record